Trichoderma virens Gv29-8 is the source of this 1392-nucleotide messenger RNA. RefSeq lists its product as uncharacterized. Gene Ontology annotation, biological process: late endosome to vacuole transport; endosome transport via multivesicular body sorting pathway; protein transport. The transcript is spliced from 2 exons. The record is from RefSeq and is a predicted model, not a curated record. Lineage: Eukaryota; Fungi; Ascomycota; Sordariomycetes; Hypocreales; Hypocreaceae. The coding region runs from base 123 to 812 and encodes 229 amino acids. Gene Ontology annotation, cellular component: multivesicular body; ESCRT III complex.
AGCCUCGGCUCCACCGCCGCCGUCUUUGCGCUUCUGCCCUGCGGAUGAGAUAGACCGCCAGCCUGCGUCUUGUUUAGCAUUGGGCUUCGAGCCCGCGCACGCAGCAUCCUCCCGCCAUCGCCAUGGAGACGUUUAAAUCCCUAUUCGCAAAGCCAGAUCCCCAGCAGCAGAUGCGAAAAUGCAACGCUCUGCUCAGGGCCAACAUCCGAAAACUCGAUCGCGACAUCACUCAGGUCAAGCAGGUCGAGAUCAAGACCAAGAACCUCAUCCUACAAGCAGACAAGCGCGCUCAGCGAGAUCCCACGCGGGCCAAGCAAGCGCAGAAGGAAGUCCGAGACUUUGCGCGCGAGCUGGUCCGGGCCCGGAAGACGUCGGCGCGGCUAGUGACGUCAAAGGCCCAGCUCAACUCGGUGCAGAUGCAAGUCAACGAAGCCUUUGCAGUUCGCAAGAUUGAGGGCUCUAUCCGAGCCAGCGUCGGCAUCAUGAAGGACGUCAAUACCCUCAUCCGACUGCCCGAGUUAUCCGGCACGAUGCGGGAACUGAGCGUCGAGCUGAUGAAGGCGGGCAUCAUCGAGGAGAUGAUCGAUGAGACGCUGCCUGAGGACGUGGACAUGCUCGGAGAAGAUGAAGAGGCCGAGGGUGAGAUUGAAAAGAUCCUGGGCGAGGUCCUCAAGGACAGGAAAGAGCCGUCCCUUCCCGCCGCGCCGCUCCCCGAGCCGGAGAAACUGGUGGCGGAAGAAGAGGAGGACGAGGAGGACGCCGAGGCAAUGAUGGACCAGAUGAGAAAUCGAUUAGAUGCCCUGCGCAGUUAGAGCGGGCACAAAGCCGUUUUACGUCCCGCAACUUGGAUCAUAGGCAGCGGUGUUUGGCGUCUGGUUUUCUUGGGGGGUGGCUUUGACAGAUAUACAAGUACAUACAUAGGUAAUACUGUCCCCGGGGGCAACUUUGCCCUAUUUUCAUACACAUCGUCCAAGCGACACGGGAGCGGGCUCCCGCUCACCACCUGCCUGAAGAGCCCAUGUGACUACUCUGUGUUGCAUAAUCGAGAUGCCCUUGGUCCCGAUUUGGUGCCCCUUGUGCCUGGCGCCAUCCGGCACGGGAGAGCCAUGCCAUGCUCUCUUAUGGAUCUGCGUAUGACUGUCCCCAUACGGAUGCCGGCACUGGUCUGGCAGCAGAAGCAUGGACUGACGAGAGCCGGCGCACGGCCAGUGGAGUUGUUACUUGGCUGAGUGAUCCAUGCUGGAGCCGUGACGGCGUCCAAGUCGGCAACGAAAAGUGGAUGCCGAGAGAGAUCUGGACGGGGAGCUCGGUGAGGGAGCGGAAGAGGUCCCUUUAUUGGAUAUUAUGCUAUAUAGACCAUGGAAUCCAGAGAGAUUACGAUGUUACAAUGGU